AUGCCCGCCCCUGUCCACACAGUCUAUCUCAGCACGACUGUGGUCGGAAACGACGCUCGUCUCACGAAGGCAUUGGGAGAUGUCUUGGGUAUCGGGGCGUGGUGGAGUUUCUACGUGGUUGACAACAAAUACAUCAUCACCUCGUACAAGGAAUCUGAGGAGCUCAAGCGCUCUCUGACGGAGAAGCUCAAUGAGUCCAAGUGUACUCCGUCGUUCACCAUUGCUAUGCUUCCUCAAGACAGUGAACAUGAAAACCCUAUUGCGAACCCAUCACAGUCACUUCAUGUAAUGUGCUUCACUCAUGGGCUCAUCCCCCCUCUGCCAUAA
Molecule: messenger RNA, 327 nt
Organism: Fusarium vanettenii 77-13-4
Lineage: Eukaryota; Fungi; Ascomycota; Sordariomycetes; Hypocreales; Nectriaceae
Exons: 2
Coding region: 1-327 (108 amino acids)
Source: RefSeq, a predicted model, not a curated record